Penicillium mononematosum is the source of this 1605-nucleotide messenger RNA. RefSeq lists its product as uncharacterized. The transcript has 2 exons. Bases 1 to 1605 code for a protein of 534 amino acids. Lineage: Eukaryota; Fungi; Ascomycota; Eurotiomycetes; Eurotiales; Aspergillaceae. The record is from RefSeq and is a predicted model, not a curated record.
AUGGGAAACACCAUUUCUUACACAGCCACAGGUUGCGAAGUCGACCUCCCCGACCGAGGAAGUAUAAAGGGCCUACAGUUCGAUAGCAAGUCACGCAGAUUUGCAGGCAUUCCUUAUGCGCAACCUCCCACUGGAGACCUGCGAUGGCGGAAGCCCCAGCCUCUUCCCGACACCUACAAGUACUCAUCUGACGGAGCUACCCCAUACGACGCUACAAUAUUUGGACCCGUUUGCCCCCAGCCAAAUUACUCGAAGGCGGUCAGCGAGCACACUCCCAAGCAUGACUACGAUGAGGACUGCCUUCGGUUAAAUAUUUGGACUCCUGUUCCUGACCUCCAAAAUCCAAAGAAAAAAUGGCCUGUCAUGAUCUGGUUCCACGGUGGAUGGUUCCAGGUCGGAGAUCCUAGCCAGGAAACCAGCAUGGACCCAACGGAACUGAUCUCAACUGGCAAACUUGAGGCUGUUUUUGUUGCAGUGGGAUACCGGCUUAACGUCUUUGGGUUUUUGGCCUGUCAAUCUCUCCUCGAAGAGUCCGAGGGGUCAUCGACAGGAAACUACGGACUGUGGGAUCAGCGGCUCGCGAUUGAUUGGAUCCAUAAGCACAUCGAGGCCUUUGGGGGAGACUCGAGCAAUAUUCACUUGGCAGGGCGUAGCGCAGGUGCCUAUUCAGUUCUCGCCCAGGCCCUGUAUGAUUUCCGCUCUGCAGGGAGUGAUCAUUUUCGAUCCAUGGUCAUGUACUCUAAUGCGAUUCCAACACAACCAAAGACGCCUGAGGAAUGUGAAUCCCAAUUUGACGAACUAUGCGCAUACUUUGGUGCGGCACCGACGUUAAGUGGAGCCGAAAAACUUCAAUUCCUACGCGGAAUAAGUGCCAGAGACUUGUGUACCGGCAUCAUGAAUCUUCCAAACCACACCUUUCGUCCUGUCACAGAUGGUUUGUUUAUUAAACCAGGAAUAUUUGAUUACUACAGAGAUGGCUCCUUUGCGCGAGAGUUCAAGCAACGCAACCUGCGCAUUUUCAUCGGCGAGGUUCUCAAUGAAGAGACCUUAUACGCGGCCACAAAUUGCCCAGACGCGAAUUGGGAAUCCCUCCAGCAGCAACUCGCAAACUACUACCCCCUUUCGACAACGAAACGUCUGCUUCAACAUUAUCAACUCCCAAAGUCAGAUAACAAGCAAGACUGGGCUGACCUGUUUGGAAAGAUCGUCUCCGAUGGUCAGGUCCGAGCUCCAUCACGGUACCUAGUCAAGAUUCUCGUGGACCAUGGCGUUAGUAUGAAAAAUAUCUGGCGCUACAUGAUCGCGUACCGACUAUCGUUCAUAACGGAGAAGAUUGCCCCGGCUUCGUUUGGGGUAACCCACGCUAUGGAUCGGCCUAUUUGGAACUACUCGCUCACACACGGCCCCACUACUGAGGAGCGUGAAUUGAUGUCAGACUGGAUACAGGAUCUCUGUGCCUUUAUUCAUGGUAUAGACGGGUACUCUUACGGUACUUCUUCUCCGCAACAAUAUAAGGUCAUGACCGGGGAAGGGAAAAUUGCUAUUCAGAAUGAUUCGAAAUGGGAUAAGCUAAUAGGGGUUAUGGACCUAUUUUCAGGAAAAUAG